AUGAUUUUUAAACGAGAAAUUUCUGACAUCGUUAUUCAGCACCAAGAAGAGGCGCUUAGCACGACCAUGUGUAUUUUGCAAAAAUUUGGACCGAUGGGAUUUCUCAUUCAGGAGGAACACCAGGAUGGAAAAUACAAAGUUUUGAUUGGUGAUCCACACUCUUGUACGUGUAAAACCUACGCUAAGGAGAAAGAAUUGUGCAAACACAUAUGUUGGAUUCUGUUGAAGAAGUUUAAAUUAAAUAAAAACGAUCCAAUUUCAUGGCAAAGUGGGCUUUGUGAAAGAGAUAUAUCUAUUCUACUGGAAAAAGUGUCGCAUAUGUCAUCGAACCAGGCUACGGAUUCAUCUAACAUGAAAAUGGAUAAUAAUGUUAAUACCAAAGUGCAACAACGUACUAUUGGACCAAAUGAUAUAUGCGCCAUUUGUCAGGAUGAAUUUUUUAAGAGGCAAAGAUUUCCUGUGACUUUUUGUCGCAAAGGUUGCGGAAACAGUGUUCACAUUAAGUGCAUGAAAAUGUGGAAGGACCACCAACCAUUGAAGAAUCACUUAGAUAAUUCCGAUAUUGUUUCCUGCCCUAUGUGCAGGGGGGAAUUCGCUAAACUGGAAGACCUUACCCACGAGGUUGCUUUUAAUAGAAGUUUGAAAAUCAAAAAGAAGAAAGGAUCGGAGAAUGGUGACGGAACAUCAUUUCAUAUUUUCAGAAGUAUUGAAAAACCCGUUAAACAUGAAUACAUAUGCGCAAUCUGUGGUUGUUACCCCGUGAUCGGUAGACUAUACGGCAUGAAGAGUGGUGACCGAAGGGCGACCAUCGAAACCAUUAGUUCAACAUUAUGCAGUAAAUGUUUUGAGAACCAAACAGCGGAUUAUGCUGCCAACAGCGAAAUAGGACAACAAGUGUUUUUUUGGAAAGAUAAACCAUCAGACAAAUGGUUAAAAGUUCCUCAGAACUUUGGUUUGAUUGCCGGAUUCGACCGAACCAUUAUAGCAAACAGCGAAUACGGAUCUGUCUCUGAAGCACUGACGAAAACUUUGUGUCUGGUGGAGUUGGGCCGAAUCACCAAAUGGACUAUCAGACCAAUGCGCGAAACUCUAGCAGAAAAGACAGGCAACUUAAUGAGGUCUGAGAGGCCUCGAGGACUUCUAGCACCAGGAAGGCAGUGUCGGAUUUGUUUGAUGCACUUUCGUGAAGAAGAAGAGGUCCGAAAACUGUCGGGCUGCAACCACAUUUUCCACACAAAGUGCAUCGAUCAGUGGCUCCUUCACGCGUUAGUAUACCUCUUAAUUUAUUUUUCUUGCAUGAUAUUUGCUUGCGAUUCCAUGACAGUUCACGAAGCAAAAUCUAUCAUACACAUUUAA
Mesocestoides corti is the source of this 1356-nucleotide messenger RNA. NCBI's taxonomy places the organism in Eukaryota, Metazoa, Platyhelminthes, Cestoda, Cyclophyllidea, Mesocestoididae. The record is from the annotation of a GenBank genome assembly.